Molecule: messenger RNA, 2173 nt
Organism: Doryrhamphus excisus (bluestripe pipefish)
Lineage: Eukaryota; Metazoa; Chordata; Actinopteri; Syngnathiformes; Syngnathidae
Gene: prmt5
Product: protein arginine methyltransferase 5
Biological process (GO): peptidyl-arginine N-methylation; regulation of DNA-templated transcription
Cellular component (GO): cytosol; nucleus
Source: RefSeq, a predicted model, not a curated record
CCACUUCCGGUGACUUUUAGGACAACCAAUAGCUAGUCUCCUUACUGAGUGGUGGCAACUGUGCUGGAAAGCGGGACCAGCGAGACCGUCCUCGUUCAUCUGCCAAGUCAUGGCGUCUGCCAGCACCGGGACCAGAGUGUCCUGCGGGAGAGAUUUAAAUUGCGUGCCGGAGAUAGCCGAUACAUUAGCAGCGGUCGCCAAACUCGGGUUCGACUUUGUUUGUAUGCCGCUUUUCCAUCCGAGGUUCAAGAGGGAGUUUGAGCUGGAACCCGCUAAAUCUCGACCCGGUGCUCAUACACGGUCUGACCUGCUGCUGUGUGGAAGAGAUUGGAAUACGCUUGUUGUUGGCAAGCAGUCUCUGUGGAUUGACACAGAUUCAGAAAUUGAGACCGUACGCAGGAACUCGGAAGCUGCUUUGGCACAGGAACUACACUUUUCUGCAUACUUGGGUCUGCCCGUCUUCAUGCUGCCUUUGAAUGGGCCUCAUAAAGCCAACCUAGCACGUCUGCUGCUUAAUCACAUCCAGUCUGGGCACCACACCACAAACUUCUGGAUUCGCGUUCCACUGAUGGCUCCUGAAGACAUGCGGGAAGACCUGAUAGAGAAUGAGCCGAUCACUUGUACUGAUGAGACGACAAUGGAUGAGAAGACCUGGAACUGGUGGCACUCAUUUCGAACACUUUGCGAUUACAACAAGAGGAUCUGCGUGGCUAUUGAAGUCGGAGCAGACAUGCCUUCAGAAACUGUGAUUGACAAGUGGCUCGGGGAGCCCAUCAAAGCAGCCAUACUUCCUACCAGCAUCUUUUUAACCAACAAGAAGGGCUUCCCUGUUUUGUCAAAAGCGCAUCAGCGAAUCAUUGUCCGUCUUUUCAAGUUGGAGGCACAAUUCAUCUUUACAGGCACGAGUCGCCACACUGAGAAGGACUUCCGUUCCUACCUGCAGUAUCUGGAAUACCUCAGUCAGAAUCGGCCAGCGCCUAAUUCCUAUGAGCUCUUUGCUAAAGGUUACGAAGACUACCUCCAGUCUCCGUUACAGCCCCUGAUGGAUAACCUGGAGUCCCAGACGUAUGAAGUGUUUGAGAAGGAUCCUAUUAAAUAUUCACAAUACCAACAGGCUGUGUAUAAAUGCCUGCUGGAUCGAGUCCCAGACGAACAGAAAGACACCAAUGUUCAAGUGUUAAUGGUGUUGGGGGCAGGUCGGGGUCCCCUGGUCAAUGCAUCACUGCGUGCCGCCAGGCAAGCAGACAGAAAGCUGAAAGUGUAUGCCGUGGAGAAAAAUCCCAACGCCAUCAUCACGUUAGAAAACUGGCGCUUUGAGGAGUGGGGCGAUCAGGUAUCCGUGGUGUCGUCUGACAUGCGAGACUGGGUCGCACCCGAGAAGGCCGACAUUAUUGUCAGCGAACUGCUUGGGUCGUUUGGCGAUAAUGAACUUUCCCCCGAGUGCUUGGACGGAGCGCAGCACUUUCUCAAAGAUGACGGCGUGAGCAUUCCCUGCUCCUACACGUCUUUCCUGGCGCCACUCUCCUCAUCCAAGCUUUAUAACGAAGUCCGAGGCUGUCGGGAGCGCGACAAGGAUCCCGAGUGCCAUUUUGAAAUGCCAUAUGUCGUACGCCUCCACAACUUCCACCAGCUGGCUGACCCCAAACCAUGCUUCACUUUCACCCACCCCACAAAAGAUAUGAACAAUAAUCGUUACCAGUGCCUCAAAUUCUCAGUGGGUUGUAACACUGUACUCCACGGCUUCGCCGGCUACUUUGAGACCACGCUCUACAAAGACGUUACUCUCAGUAUCAAACCUGACACGCAUUCACCCGGAAUGUUUUCUUGGUUCCCCAUUCUCUUCCCUCUCAAACAACCCAUCUCUGUGUCUCGGGAUGACGACGUCACGGUGCGAUUCUGGCGCUGCAACAACGGGAAGAAAGUGUGGUACGAAUGGGCCGUGACGGAGCCAACCUGCUCGGCCAUUCACAACCCGGCGGGACGCUCCUACACGAUCGGACUGUAAACAAUCACACGCAGUCGUCCACUCUCGUACGUACCUGUCUCUUAGUGUCGGGAUGUGAGUACGCCUUGUCUUGUCCGCUGUACCAGGAGUCGGAUUAGGUGGAAGACAAUGCACUUAUUCAACUUCUUCAGCGUUCUUGUGUUGUCUUUUUUUUUUUUUUUACUCGUA